Molecule: messenger RNA, 865 nt
Organism: Polistes canadensis
Lineage: Eukaryota; Metazoa; Arthropoda; Insecta; Hymenoptera; Vespidae
Exons: 2
Coding region: 432-839 (135 amino acids)
Source: RefSeq, a predicted model, not a curated record
UUCAUUUAUUUGGGUAUAUACAAAUAGAAAAUCUUAUAAAUGUAAUUAUUUUUUUGUAGCAAAGAAUAGAAAUAUUCAACAAUCCAUAUAUUAUGCUCGUUCAAAGUAUGAGAGAGCAUAGAUAAGUAAAUACUUUAAUGUUUUUUCUAUCGAAAAAAAACAAAAAGAAACCAACAGGUAAGACGCUGGCUGGAAGCCGCUUGGGUUUUUUGCAAAUUCGUUUUUCUUUUGUCGUAAUGUUAUCGUAUAAAUCAAGAUAUCGUUAAUUAGAUCUGUAUCGUUCUUCAGAUAAAGAUAGUAUCUCCGAAUUCUAAGGAAAAGAUUUGUGUGUGUCAUUCGAGCGACGUUUAAUCUACCUUAGUCAUUCAAUCUUUUGAAAUAAAAGAAUCUGUAAAAGAAUUUAAAUUUCCCGCAAUUUUCUUACAUCAAAGAUGUCUCUCAAGCGAAUAUUUCCUGAACGCGGCAGCUACAAAGUAUCAUCGCCAAACAAUUCGACGCAAAUGGCCGAGAUCAAGAGGGCCGAACACGAGAAACCCAGUGCAGUUCAAUAUGAAACAAAGAUGGCUACUACGUCGCUAAUGCCGUCCUCUUCGUUACCGACUCUUUCAUCUACACCAAUGCAACAAAAUCAAAACAUAGGUUAUGAUGUAAUUGAUACUGCGCCAUUAAAUGCAAGUACAACUUUUCAAAAUUUACAUUGGGAAAACCAAAGGAGUUACAAGAAAGUCGAAUUCGAUAUCGAUUCUGGAAGCCAGUCGUCGAAAGAUAAUAAAUGCGAUAAAUGUCUCAUUAAUUGUCUUUAUUAUACGCAUGAAUGUUGUGACUGUACGAUUUUAUGACGACUCUUGUUUUUUAUUUUUUUUAU